Culex quinquefasciatus (southern house mosquito) is the source of this 785-nucleotide messenger RNA. RefSeq names its product proteasome-associated ATPase-like. Lineage: Eukaryota; Metazoa; Arthropoda; Insecta; Diptera; Culicidae. Bases 116 to 637 code for a protein of 173 amino acids. The transcript has 3 exons. The record is from RefSeq and is a predicted model, not a curated record.
CAAACGAUUCGCUAGGCCACCAAAGGAAACUGUGUCGAAGAUUUGCCGUAAUCCACGCCGCAUUAAGCUCGUGAUAAUCAACUGGAGAUUGGGCAGUUCAUCGAGAUUUGCGACCAUGUUUAGGCAGGAAAGGAAAUCCUCGGCUACUGUGACUGUUCUGAGCCGCUUCGCACUCAACUCCUCUGGCACCGGUCUACCUACGUCCUGCUCAAACAUCGACAGUUCCCGCCGUGAACUACGCAGGCAUGCAGGACAUCGGUCGGAGCGAUCGAAGCACUUCAAGAUGGAGGUUUUGUCCAAGCUGGUAAACACGAGCUUCGAGGAUUCUGUUGGAAUAGACAAGAUCUUGAGCGAUGUGAGCGAGUUGUUGCUGCACGUGAAGCAUCCGGAGGUUUAUCGGCACAUUGGAUUGCCGUCGCCGCGUGGAUUUCUGCCGCACGGACCUCCUGGCUCGGGGAAAUCGUUUCAGCUGGUGACGUCCGGUACGUUGUCACCAAUCGAGAACGACGCGGUUGGUAACCUGGAUGAAGUCAAACAGUGUGGCAGGCAAACAGUUGACAACGUUCGACUCGUAGAAGUGAGAAUGAUGAACAAAUCGGCCGCUCCACUGCUGUUCCGCGAUUCUGAUGUAGAAUAAUCCCAAUUUUAAUCAAAGUCGUCCAAAAGUGUAGAUCGAGCCGCAGAUAGCGCUGCAUCAUCCGUUCAAGUAAAGCUGAGCGUUCAAGCAGCAGGUCAACCUAAUCAAUUUCUAGAACGGGAACGAUUUCGCUUUUAAUUUUGUGUAA